CGUGCUUGACAGCUGCGACAAAUCCGUGUUCUCAGACGACGAAGGUGUGACGCCAUACCCCCCUGGCUGAAAAAUCAUCAGCAGCUCGUCGCGCUGCAGCAGCUUGUUUUCUCGAUUUCCCCGCUUGUAUAGCCCGGUUGUACGUCAAUACGCUUGCAAACCGUCUAGAACAAGUGCGCAUGUUCCCUUAGCGUGCAUCUUUCGUUUCAGCCCCAGCUUUGCUUCGCGCGCAUACAAAUCCAUUCUGCGAGCAAAACUCGCAGCGGGUAUGGAGGUCCUUGUAUCCCCUUCUAUCUCUCCUCCCCCGUCGCCGGAGAAGGCAGCCUCGUCCUACGCGUUUUCGUCUUCGUCGGCGCGCUAUUCAUCCAGUUCGCUCCUCGACCGUCGGCUUGGCCACGAGUCCUCGUCGCCCCUUAAGCUCUCCCAGAGUCAUCCGGCGUUGUCGGAUGGCAGAAACACCUAUGUAUCUUUACGGACAAGGCCCACGCCUCGUCUUCCCCUCCGCAAUCCACAUAAGCCCUCCACAUCACUCUCUUUCAGCAACCCCCUGACGCCAAUAUUGUCACCACCCGUCACGCCUGCAACCUCUUCCCUUGCUUCUCCCAGUUCGGGAGUCGCAAGUCCCCGGUCGGACGAUGAUCAUGCAACUUCAAGUGCUACGACAGCAAGUAUGCAGGGAGACGCGCAUACAGCGGGUGCACAACAAGAGGAUUACCUCAAUAAGGGCAAGACGUCGUCCGCAGCUACAACUCCGAUCACGGACAUUCCUCCUGUCCAACAUGACCCCGUCUCGACUCCGCCUUCAUGGAACACCAUUCCCCCCUCACCUCCUUCCAGACUUGUCGAUAAGGUCGACUCUGGGACGAGUGGGCUGCGCAGGCGGCCAUCUCCUGGGUCGAGUCGUCGACCUGUCUCCUCACUCUUGGCCUCGGUACCCUCACCGCCGUCGGCCUCGACGUGUAGGCGGCGCGCAUCAAUGCCUCUGAUGCACAUGUCUCUGUCCAAACCGCUUCCUCCGACGCCACCUCCUGUUCCAUCUCCAAGUACCAAGCCUAUAGCGGAGAGUCCUCUGUCGGCUAGUGUGAGCGCGCCGCUUGCCGACACGCGGUCGUCGCGAGAGGACCGGGAGGGUACUCCGAGGGCUUCGUCGAAGAGUACUUCUAGGGCCCGGUUCCAUAUCCCCUCCGACAACGAGGAUGAAGGAUACGCGGUGAGACACGGGCCGCGGAGACACGAAUCGGACAGUGGGUCGUCGAGCAAGAGCAGGGUCGAGGACAGUACAGAGAACAGCACGGAGAACAGUACCGAGUUCCAGGAGAAGUGGGAGAGGAAGAGGGGUGAGGACAAUGCACGGCGGUACCAUGCACUGCUGGAACUGCUGAUGACGGAGGUUAGCUACCUCAGGGAUCUCCGGGUACUGGUCACUAUUUAUUUACAACAAUUCCCCACCAUCUCCACACGAGUGCAUAUGUCAUCGUCGAGCUUCAUGCGGGCAUCUCCAUCGCCAUCAUUCAUAUCCACUACCUUUGGCAGCCAUAGCCGAUCGAACUCUCAAUCGCAGCUCCUCACUCAACCACCUCCUCCGAGUGCUUUCUCGCUGAAUAUACCUUCAACCGCGUCGCAGUCUAAUACCAUGCCCGGCCUGGGCAAGGAACAUGAAAAGGGCAAGGAGAAGGAGAAACACAAGCUUACCCUUGUGGUAUCGGAUGCUGAUGUCAACUUGGUGGCCCGGAACGCCAAAGAGUUGCUCGAGUUCCAUGAGCGAUUUGUCCACGAGCUACGUAAUGUGAUGACGCCCUUCGGGAUGUCCGAAGCCCUCGACGAGUCCGCCGUCGAAGCAGAAGUUCACCGGCCACAGAAUGUCGCGCAUACAGUCGUCGACGAGGCGAUCGCUAGCGUCUCUGGCAAGUUCUUGAAUAUGGCACAGGCGUCUGGCUUCAGCAUAUACGAGUCGUUCUGCGCGGGACAUCCUGAGGCCACGGAUGUGGUGAGGAAGGUUCAGCAGCACCAUACGUCGGAGUGGGAGGCGUUCGAGCAGCGGUGCACGCAUCUCGUGACGGGUAUGGAUUGUCAAGGACGGCAAGCGAUGGAGGAAUUUGGUAGCGUUCCCCUGAGUGCGCACGCUGAGCUUGGGGGCUCGCGUUUGGACGGGUUCCCUACCGUGACCGACUCGAGUGCGGACCUCGCGGAUGUAUUCUCCCGUCGGAAACGCAGGCAUUCCACGUCGUCGGUCAGUCUCAUGGCUUACGGGAUGUUCUCUGCUGGCUGCAGGAAUACGACCCACCUCGAAGUGGUUCAGGUUAAAUCUGAUCCUCCGCCAGAUACCAAAGGGAAGGGGCAAGGCACUCGGUUAACGUUUAUGGAUUACAUGAUCAAGCCCGUCCAGAGGAUUUGUAAAUACCCGUUAUUGCUGGAUCAGUUGAAGAGCGCGAAGUCGCUGUGGAAGCAUAAGCCCAGUUCCUCGGCGGUCGCAUGUACCCCGCCUGCAGCACCAUCGGAAGGCGACGCGUCCGCGGAGCAAGCGGCGUCUGCAAUGAGAGAUGUUGUUGCUUCAGUCGACGAAGCUCGCCGCAAACGGGACGUAGUCAUCAAGUCGUCUCUGAUUACUUCGCGGAUCGUCGCUUGGUAUUCUGCUCAUCCCUCCAAGGAGACGAGUCCUCCUAGUCACCUCAACCCGGACUUCAUGAACUCCCUCGGUAUUUGCAUGCUCUCGGGUUCCUUGGACGUUAUGCACUAUGAUGUGGCCAACUCUUCGAACAGCGGGCCUGUCAAGGUUAAAUACUACGGUGCCUUUCUGUAUGCUGGAGGGUAUCUUGUACUAGUAAAGGUGGGGAAGAGCAAAACGGUGUACGAGCCAAGACAUUGGUUUCCUCUAUUUGGGUUUGAUGUAGUCGACAUCGAUGAUGCUGAUGGGCUGCUUCCCUGUUCUUUCGGCCUGUUCCGCCGAGAUCACUACUUCGAGCUUGCAGCAGCUUGCCAGAAGGAGAAGGAAGUGUGGUUGUCAGCUAUCAGGGAAAGUGUGACAACGAGCCCUGUCUGGCGCAACGAACCUACGCCGAGCCUUCACAAUUGCACGGCUGGUGUCACGUCCGCCCUUGACAACGAGCCCGCGGAGGUCCUAGCCUUGUCCGCGUUGCAAUCUCGAAGGAAUUCGUUUGAACUCACCGACGAGCCAGAGAGCUAUGGCACAGAGUCUCAUGCCACGACGGAGCCGCCAUCGAGGGAUGAACCUCUACCAAGACCUACCGCUCACUUUUCAGGAAGUCGUCGCUCGUCUACGACCUCUGUGAAAGCUCUUUUCUCUCCGGCAUCAUCCGAUACCAUCCUCAUACGGUCAACUGCUCCGCUUCGUCAGCUUGUCGAACGUGGCCUAUUGGAUGUCUUCUCUGAAGCAUGCCUCACCAUUCGGUUUCAAGCUCAGACGCAUGAUGAGGAGUUGUUUCAAGCACCGAAAGCGUCCAGCACGAUGGGUAUGAGUGGUGUCAUGGGUAUUGCUGCUAAGAGCCGACUGUCCAAACGUGAGAGCGUUAUAGUCCCGAGACGAAAGAGCUUCGUGGAUGGUUGUGACCUUGCAGACAUGGAAGCAAUUGCUGGCCUUGGGAAGAAGAAUACAUUGUCUCGCGCGAAGUCUCUAGCAGCUCGGAGGCAAGGCAAGAAGUCUCUGAGGGUCAUGGCGCCAUUGCCUUCCGGUCGUCAUGACAAUGAUGGUGAAACCGCGUGUGCUUUGGAUAACACGGAUGCAACCGUGGAAUCGCCCACACCACUGUCACAGUGUUCCUCUAUGGGAACAUCUCACGCCGGGUCUGCGCUAGCUAGUCCAACGAUGGAAUCCAGAGCGUUGUCCCCUGGUCCUGCCACGGAUUCGAUGCCCCCCGCAUCCGUCCAAGGUCAUGAGUGCGCAAGACGUGCAGAAUAUCUCACAGUCGUCGAUCCUGACUGGCGACCGAAACGUACACGCUCAAUGGUAGACAACGUCAGGGGCUUCUUUUAUUCUCGAUCUAGUUCCCCGACGCCCUCAAUCGACGCCAGCUCGUCGCGCGCUUCUCAUGUUGAUUCUGGCCUUUCAAACACCCCUGAAGACUGGAGUCAAAGACCUCCCCCUUCCCGACUAACCAGGUGGUGGAAAGGAUCGCUUAGACGCCGUGUGCAGAGCGCUCCCGAAGUUCCGCGAGAUGAUCCAUCUGUUUCUGUGGACGUAUCAGCGACUAUACGCUCCUCCAUGGAUACCCCUGACGUGCCUGAGGAGGACGUUGCUGGUGAGGUUUUAGAUGCUGCACCUAUGAGGCGAACCAACACGCUGUCGCGGAGGUUCAAGCCUGAUGGAAAAUCACACCUACCCAACCGCCGGCCAUCCAUGUUCUCUACUUUCCCUCAUGACCCACGCGACACAACUUCUACAGCCCCUGCGGAAGUAGCUCCUAGGAAGAAGACGAAGACAGUUUCAUUCUUUCACCGACUACAUCCCAAGACGAACUUGGGUAGCUCAGAUUGA
Messenger RNA from Gloeophyllum trabeum ATCC 11539, 4492 nucleotides. RefSeq lists its product as uncharacterized. The record is from RefSeq and is a predicted model, not a curated record. Lineage: Eukaryota; Fungi; Basidiomycota; Agaricomycetes; Gloeophyllales; Gloeophyllaceae. The coding region runs from base 269 to 4492 and encodes 1407 amino acids. The transcript is spliced from 4 exons. Gene Ontology annotation, molecular function: guanyl-nucleotide exchange factor activity.